Messenger RNA from Aureobasidium uvarum, 1209 nucleotides. Lineage: Eukaryota; Fungi; Ascomycota; Dothideomycetes; Dothideales; Saccotheciaceae. The record is from the annotation of a GenBank genome assembly.
AUGGUUGAGCAGGUUGGCGGUAUGCUGGCCUACUACCUCCUCUACACUGACGCUGCCAACCCCAACGGCAAGAUCACCGCCUUCCCCGAGGGUUUCCAGAUGAUCUCUGGUGACAAGCGCCAGCGUAGCUUCCCCUACCCCAUUCCUGACAACGACAAGUCCUCGUGGACUGCCAACCAGAAGACCCAGAGUGCUCUCUCCCAGAAGGCUCUUGGUUUCAACUGCUUGAACUACGCCGCCAACCCCGAGGCAUCUCUCUACCGUCACUUCUUGCCCGACAAGGAGUACCUCGACGCCAACUGCGUUGACGGUAUCCGUCUCGAGCUCAUGUUCCCCUCGUGCUGGAACGGCAAGGAUGUCGACUCGGAUGACCACAGAUCCCACGUCGCCUUCCCCGACCUGGUCAUGAGCGGUUCCUGCCCUGAAGGCUUCGGCACCAAGCUNCCCUCGCUCUUCUUCGAGACCAUCUUCAACACCUACGCCUUCAAGGGUAUGGACGGCCAAUUCGUCCUCUCCAACGGCGACCCUACUGGUUACGGAUACCACGGUGAUUUCCAGAUGGGCUGGGACAGCAGCGACUUCCUCCAGUCUGCCGUCGACACCUGCACCAAUGCCUCUGGCCAGAUCGAGGACUGCCCUCUGUUCAACAUCCAGACCGAGGCCCAGGAGCAGCAGUGCACAUUCAAGGAUGUUGAUGCCAUCAAGGACGACAACCCUCUUGGUCCCCGCGACGGUCUCCCCAUCGCUGUCCCCAUCCAGUCCGGUCCUUCAUACGCCACCGUUUACCCCGUUGUCCUUGCUGGUGACGAGACCCAGGCUGCUGCCACCUCGACCAAGGCUUCUGCCCAGGUCACCUCGGCCGCUUCCGCAUCCGCUGUUGUCCCCACUCUGAGCUACACUCCCGGUACGUCGUCCAUCACCGACAAGUACGGUGGCGGCAUUCUCCUUGCCAACACCGCCUCGUCGUACGUCCAGACCGAGUCCGUCUCGACCGUCACUGCCGCUGCCUCGCUCGCCAACGCCGAGACUGACGCUGCCGGCAACAUCAUCGCCACUUCGUGGUACACAUCUGGCAACCAGGUCAUGGAGAUGAUGAUCGAGGAGGUCGACGUCACCGUCACCGCCACCGCUGUCGAGACUGCCAACGCCCACGCUCGCCGCCACGUUGGCAAGGAGCACCGCCGUGUCCGUGGCCACCCCCGUCGCUAA